Teleopsis dalmanni is the source of this 1004-nucleotide messenger RNA. RefSeq lists its product as uncharacterized. Bases 162 to 941 code for a protein of 259 amino acids. The record is from RefSeq and is a predicted model, not a curated record. Gene Ontology annotation, molecular function: N-acetyltransferase activity. The transcript has 5 exons. Lineage: Eukaryota; Metazoa; Arthropoda; Insecta; Diptera; Diopsidae.
AAUGAUAAACUUUUACAGCUCUUUUAAAAGCUGAAUUAUAGCGAUAUACGAUAUUGCCAAAACGUUAAUUUUCUCAAAAUAUCUUUUAUUUUUACAGAUGUGCAAUUUACUUCUCAUAGAUUUAUAUUUGAAAAGGUUGACUUUAAGUCUCACGUUACUAAAUGAACGCAAAUAUGUUUAGAACUAUGAGACCUAAUAACGGAAGACUUUGGGCUAAAGUUAAUAAUGAUAAAUUCGAGAUAAGAUCUUUAACACAAGAUAAAUUAGAGGAAGCUUUAAAUAUACUUGAUGCCUCAUUCUUUUUAAAUGAAUCUGUUUGUAAUGGUUGUGAAAUAAAUUUACCAGAAAAUCGGCAAUCCCGUUUGGAAUUACGUGAACUUUGUCGCAUCACAGCAGAAGAUGGAGUUUCAUUAGUGGUAGUUGAGGCUACGAGUGGAAAAAUUGUAUCAGUUGCAUUUAAUAAAAUACAAUUCUUACCAGAUAAUAAUGAGGAGCCAUUUUUUAUAAAAUUUCGCAAUGAAAGUACUCACAGUAUACAGGCUCAAGCCUUAAUGGAUUUCAUGAUAGAGGUCGAUGGAAAAGUCGAUGUGUUUAGCAUGUUCAAAAUCGAUAGUCUAUGUGAACUUAUGUUUCUGGCGACAUUGCCUGACUAUGAACGAAAUGGAUUUGGGAAUAUGGUUACAAAAUAUACAAUAGAAUUGACACGUGAACUCUCCCAAGGAAUUGGUUUAGAUGAUAUAAAUCCAGAUCUACGCACAAAGCGUCCAAAAGCUGUUACAGCCAUUUUUACUUCAUUAUUCUCACAAAAAAUUGGUAAACUAAAUGAUUUUCAGAUUCUGAGUACUAAUCCUUAUACCGAAUUUAUUUUCAAUGGAAAAACUUUCGAUCAACGCAUAAAUCCUAUGCAUAAAAAUUCUCACCAUGUAGUACUUCUAAUCUAAACUAUUGAAUUUAUGUUAAUAUUCUUAGAAAUUGAAUUAAUAAAUGUAUGUAGUUAAAAAACA